AUGACGAGGCAAAUCGUGCUGCGGCCGGUGGCGUCGACGGCGGCGGACCGGCGUCAGCUGCUGCGGGGGUCGGAGUGCUCGUCGCGCAGGGUGGCGGAGGUGGCCGGGGGGACGGUGGCGGAGUGCGCGGCGGUGUGCUGCUGCUGCCCGUGCGGUCUGGCGAACCUGCUGGUGCUGGUGGUGUACAAGGUGCCGGCUGGGUUGUGCCGGAAGGCGCUGAGGAGGAAGCGGCGGCGGAAGCUGAUGAAGGAGGGGUUGCUGCCGACGGGAAGGAUCAAGUGCGGGUGCGAAGAGAAGGAGGUGCACGUGCACCAGGUGACGAGCCCGCUGGCGGCGUCGGAUGAGGGUAAGGAGCUGGCCGAGUUGGAGAAGGAGAUGUGGGAUCAGUUUUACAGCGCCGGUUUUUGGAGGAGCCCUUCCCGGAGGAGCGAGGUCUCGGCCCUCAGUAAAUAA
Messenger RNA from Striga hermonthica, 453 nucleotides. NCBI's taxonomy places the organism in Eukaryota, Viridiplantae, Streptophyta, Magnoliopsida, Lamiales, Orobanchaceae. The record is from the annotation of a GenBank genome assembly.